Molecule: messenger RNA, 1041 nt
Organism: Clonostachys rhizophaga
Lineage: Eukaryota; Fungi; Ascomycota; Sordariomycetes; Hypocreales; Bionectriaceae
Source: the annotation of a GenBank genome assembly
AUGGACUUUUCCCAACAGUACCAAUAUGCAGGUGGCCCUAGUCACCAACCGUUCAUGCCCGUCUCGCCGCCCAUCGCAAAUGCUAGUCAAUCCUCAUCAGAAGAAUACAACAAUGACUCCUCACCUGUCAGUACUAAGAUCUCGCCCCUCUACAUCACUCCCCCAGUAACGCCUCCGGUCAUGGUACCACAUCGCGAUACAAAGCUCUAUGAGCCGCCUGCGAGUGAUUUUCUGCCUACGUAUCGAUUUGGGCACAACUUCCAACAACAGCAGGGUCCCAAUUUCGGCGGUAUCGUGGGAUCAAACAGCCCUAUUAUGCCAUCUUCAUCUGCAGGAAAAUCUUCAUUCAUGCAGCACCACCAACACCCUCAAGCAUCAUAUGAAAGUUCCAGUGCCAGUUAUCAAGGCCAUGUCUUGGCCCUCCGGGGCAGUCUCAGAGGGCAGCCGUCCAGCUUAGAUACUGACGACCAGUCCGUUGGAGUGGGCGGUGACGAUAUGAUCAUGACCAAGAGGAAGGCCCAAAACCGUGCCGCCCAACGAGCUUUCCGAGAAAGAAAAGAAAAACACGUCAAGGACUUGGAGACCACGCUGAAUGAGCUUCGCGAGUCCCAAGAGAAAGCUACUAGCGAGAAUGAGAAGCUCAAGAAGGACCUCCAGAAAAUUACCACGGAAAACCUCAUCCUCAGAGCAUCAAAGGGAUCCGAUGAUUAUACCUCCAUGGAGGUGCUCGUCACUGGGCCUACAUUACAGCAGUUAAAUAACUCAGCGUUCGCCUCAGAUACGCUGCCAAGUCUGAAUAGCAAGGUCUCCCAUCGAGUUGUUGAAGCCCCCGACGGCACACGGUUACUAGCUGCAGGUGCAGCAUGGGAUUACAUCGUAUCACAUCCCCAGUAUCAGACCGGCCUCGUCGACAUCAGUAGUGUCAGCGAUUACCUGAUGAAGAACCCCAGUUAUGAUGGCCAAGGUCCCGUCUUUUCAGAAAAGGACAUCAACGACGCUAUCGAAAGAAGCAUGACCGAGGGAUCCGACGAUCUCCUUUAA